Molecule: messenger RNA, 2411 nt
Organism: Peromyscus maniculatus bairdii (prairie deer mouse)
Lineage: Eukaryota; Metazoa; Chordata; Mammalia; Rodentia; Cricetidae
Gene: Slc16a8
Product: solute carrier family 16 member 8
Biological process (GO): monocarboxylic acid transport; transmembrane transport
Cellular component (GO): basolateral plasma membrane
Molecular function (GO): monocarboxylic acid transmembrane transporter activity
Source: RefSeq, a predicted model, not a curated record
UGGAGGGUGCAGUAGGACUUUGGAACCCCUGCCUAGGGAUGGAGGGCCUAGGUUAUGAACUGCUGUGGCUCGGGUCUCUCUUCCAGAGCCCCUUCCAAGGUCGCCACCUCCCCAUGAGGUCCAGACCUCUCCUUCCUCCCCAAGGUUUCCAGCUGGUGUACAUCAGCCAUCCUACUGGUGAGGAGAACUGGAGAGGAGGCUUGUCCAAGUUACAGGGCAAACUCCUUCCAGAACUGGCGCAAGCUGGACCAAAGGCUGCUGAGACGAGGCCAGGAUCCCCUGUGGUUUUAGUCAUGAGUUAUUCCUGGUCACUGAGAAAAGUUAGGAACAAGGUGCAGGGUCACUGCGGCUGGCAUCUGCCCACUGGGUGACUGGCCCAUUUGCCCACAAACCUACAUGUAUUCAUGGCGGACACUGACAGUACCCCCGUGUGCGCAUGCACGCACAUGCGCGCGCGUGCACAUGCACGCGCGCACACCCCCCCCCACACACACACACACCCUCUGGGUCCACAGUGGCUGCUGGGCGCUGGCACUCACUGCACCCCUUCCCCUAGGUCCCCGGAGGAGAGGAGCCCUAGUGAGGAAUCCUUGAAGUCAAGUCUCCAUUCACCCUUCACAGGCCUUUGCAGGAAGGAGGCAAGACUUGGGGUGACCUUCCUACCUCGCUGGCUUUAUAAACCUCAAAGGGCUCAGUGGGCGGCCUGGGGCUGUUUCUCCUUGCAGGUCUCCAUUGACUCCUCUACAGCACCCACCACUGCCUUUUGUCCCCCUCUUCCCCAGCAAAGGUAGAGGCAAUGGGCGCUGGCGGCCCGCGACGGGGUGCAGGUCCCCCAGAUGGUGGCUGGGGCUGGGUGGUACUCGGCGCCUGCUUCGUGAUCACUGGCUUCGCCUAUGGCUUCCCCAAGGCCGUGAGCGUCUUCUUCCGAGAGCUCAAGCAGGACUUCGGUGCAGGUUACAGCGACACAGCGUGGGUGUCCUCCAUCAUGCUCGCCAUGCUCUACGGCACGGGCCCCUUGUCCAGCAUCCUCGUGACGCGCUUUGGCUGUCGCCGGGUGAUGCUGGCUGGUGGGCUCCUGGCGUCCGCGGGCAUGAUCCUGGCUUCCUUUGCCUCACGCCUCCUGGAGCUGUACCUGACAGCUGGGGUGCUCACAGGCCUGGGCCUGGCCCUCAACUUCCAGCCGUCGCUCAUCAUGCUGGGGCUCUACUUCGAGCGGCGCCGGCCCCUGGCCAACGGGCUGGCAGCGGCGGGCAGCCCGGUGUUUCUGUCCACGCUGUCGCCGCUCGGCCAGCUGCUGGGGGAGCGUUUCGGCUGGCGCGGCGGCUUCCUGCUGUUCGGUGGCCUCCUGCUGCACUGCUGUGCCUGCGGGGCGGUCAUGCGGCCGCCCCCGGGGCCGCCGCCCCCACCGCGCCCAGACCCCGCCGAGGACCACCGUGCGCCCUCCGGUGGCCGGGCUCGCCGCCGCCUGCUGGACGUGGCGGUGUGCACCGACCGCGCCUUCGUGGUGUACGUGGUCACCAAGUUCCUGAUGGCGCUUGGGCUCUUCGUGCCCGCCAUCCUGCUGGUGAACUACGCCAAGGACGCGGGCGUGCCCGACGCCGAGGCCGCCUUCUUGUUGUCCAUCGUGGGUUUCGUGGACAUCGUGGCGCGGCCGGCGUGCGGUGCCCUGGCGGGUCUGGCGCGCCUGCGACCCCACGUCCCCUACCUCUUCAGCCUGGCCUUGCUGGCCAACGGGCUCACGGACCUGAUCAGCGCGCGUGCGCGCACUUAUGGCACCCUCGUGGCUUUCUGCAUCGCCUUCGGCCUCUCCUACGGCAUGGUGGGCGCGCUGCAGUUUGAGGUGCUCAUGGCGACCGUGGGUGCGCCCCGCUUCCCCAGUGCGCUGGGCCUGGUCCUGCUCGUGGAGGCCGUGGCUGUGCUCAUUGGACCGCCCUCUGCCGGCCGCCUGGUGGAUGCCCUGAAGAACUAUGAGAUCAUCUUCUACCUUGCUGGCUCUGAGGUGGCCUUGGCCGGAGUCUUCAUGGCAGUGGUCACCUACUGCUGCCUGCGCGGUAAGGACGCCCCAUCAGGCCCAGCUGCUGCAGGAGGAACCAGUGACACCGAGGAUGUGGAGGCUGAGAGGGACUCGGAGCCAAUGCCUGCCAGCACCGAGGAGCCUGGCAGCCUUGAGACUCUGGAGGUGCUGAGACCCCGGGCUGGGUCCCCAGGACCAGAACCAGAGGUGGAGGCAGUGCCUGGGCUGGGUCAUGAGUCUGUGUAGACAUCAGGCAGGUGGCCAGCAGGCAUGAAAACAUGGCUUUCCCUUUGAGGGCCUGGUACAUGGGGAGGCAGCCUGGGGUGACCCCUUGGGUACCCCAUCGGCCAGGCCGUUCCCAGUGAAGCUGUUGUGAACUGAUGAGCACAAGCUGAUA